This is a messenger RNA of Stegastes partitus (bicolor damselfish), 435 nucleotides long. RefSeq names its product PIGY upstream open reading frame (gene pyurf). Lineage: Eukaryota; Metazoa; Chordata; Actinopteri; Pomacentridae. The record is from RefSeq and is a predicted model, not a curated record. The coding region runs from base 77 to 415 and encodes 112 amino acids. The transcript has 2 exons.
GUCAUAUUUGGGUGACACCAGCGACCAGAGCUUCCUGUCGGAGAGUCCUUGGAGCUCGUCGAGCGGCUUUUCGGUCAUGUUUAGGAAUGCUCUGAGCAGACUGGUGACAGAGACGGUUCGCCCCCGCCGGUAUGUGACUCCCGGGCCGGUCGUCCAGCGGCUGCCUCCCUCCUCCGCUCCGGCGCGGAGCUUCACCGACGCCAAGGACGAAGCGCGGCCGCCUUUCGACGCCUCGCUGCUGGACUUCCUGGUCUGUCCGCUGUCCAAGAAGCCGCUCAGGUACAACGCCGCAACCAACGAGCUGAUCAACGAGGAGCUCGGCAUCGCGUACUCCAUCAUCGACGGCAUCCCCAACAUGAUCCCUCAGGAGGCCCGGCUCAUCCAGAAGGACUCUCCGGACGCACCGACGCAGUAACGCCACGAACUCACGCAAAC